AAUUAUUAUCUUUUUCCAUUGUGGUUUCCAUAGUCUUUAAAUGUUAAUUAUUUAAAACAGAGAAAAGAGUGCAAAAAGAACGAACCGAACCACAUGCUCGCAGCUCAAAGAACCAGUCCUUUGAACAGUUGCGAACCAGCUGAGCCACCUCCGCGUUUUGGCGGCAUUUGUGCGCAGUAAGGAAAAGCAGGAAGAGACUGAAACCUGAGACGAUGGAAAACGCACUCUUCGCCAAUGUGCAAAAGCUGUACGAUCACAGGCUUUACGAGUCCGUCAUCCCAGCGGCAAGCCUGUUGAACACUUUGCUGCAGAACGAUCGCAAUGUGGCCACGCUGGAGAUGGAGUACCAGGUAAUGCUCUACCUGGCCAAUGCCCACUACAAGGAGCGCCACUUCCGCCUGGCCUACCAGCAGCUGGAGUCUGUGCUGCACACACGCCGCACCAUGCAGCGGUACAAGAGCGCUUGCCUGACGGCCAUCGAGAUUAUGAACAACCAGUUCACGGACGUGGAGCUGCGCUACCGCCUGGCCGUGUGCUACAAGGAAGUGGGGGAGCCAGGUAAGGCUAUCAGCACUCUUCUCGCAUUGCCAGCAAGAACGCGCACGCCGCGCAUCAACAUGCUGCUGGGCCGGCUGCACCACCACGCCUCGGCGGGCAGCAAGGGCAAGGCCGACGCCGUGAUGGCCUACAAGGAUGUGCUCAAGGAGUGUCCCAUGUCGCUGAAAUCCAUCGAGGCCCUGCUCGAGCUGGGUGUGGAUGGCAUCGAGGUCAACUCCCUGGUGAUGAAUGCUGCUUCUGCUCCCCGGAACAUCGAUUGGCUGAGCACCUGGAUCAAAGCGCUGGCCCAGAUGUACGGCUGCAAGCAUCUGGAAGCGGCCAAGACCUUUCAGCAGCUGAACGAUUCCACAAGGCUCCGCAGAAACGAGCAUCUGCUGGUGGAGAUCGGGCGGUGCCUGUACUACUACGGCAACCAUAUCCAGGCAGAGCAGUACCUAAGCACAGCGGUCAUGGCCUAUCCCUACAAUAUGGAGGCCAUCAGCCUGCUGUCCGUUGUGUAUGAGCUGAACGAGCAGAGCGCCAUCGAGCAGGAGAAGCUCUUCACCCAGGUGAGCUCCGAUCGGGAGUUCAGCCCGGCCCACUGGUUCGUCCACGGCCAGAAAAUGUACAGCGACGCCAAGUACCAGCGGGGUCUCACCUUUGUUGAGCGCUGUCUCGAUAUGGAUCCGCGUCACGUCGAGGGCCAUUUGUUGCGGGGCAAUCUCCUCAUCUCGCUGCAGCGAUACCGCGAGGCCAUCGAGGCGUUUCGCAACGCGCAGGGACUGGCCCCAUAUCGCUUCGAGGUCUACAAGGGGCUGUUCCACUGCUAUGUGGCCCAAAAGCGCUUCAAGGAGGCGCAGACCAUGUGCGUCUGGGCUAUACGCAGCUUCCGCACCUCACCGCGCAGCUACACGAUGUUCGGACGAACGCUCUUCCACUCAACCAAUCCGGUGGCCAAAAGGAGUGCCAAAAAGUUUGUGGAGAGGUCGCUGAAGAUCGACUCCAGCUACACUCCGGCCGUGGCCCUGAUGGCCGAGAUCUGUCAGUAUGAGGGCGCCACCAAGGCGGCCAUCAAGCUGCUGGAGAAGCAGGUGAUCAACUACCCGAAUCAGAAUCUCUACACCCUCCUGGGCGACAUACUGCGCAUCGAAAAGGAGCCGAUCAAGGCUCUGGACUACUAUUAUCGGGCCCUGAGCGUGGACUCUAACUGCGUGCGGGCCAUAAAUGGAAUUAAUUCUCUAAAGCUGGGGGGCUCAAUAGGAGCCAAAGGAGAAGCCACAGCCACAGAGACAGGCAGAGGAGAUGGCAGCAAUGGAAUGACCACGCCCACGCCAACGGACACGCCCAACCCGGAGUGGCAGAGCGUCAACUGCGAUGAACCUUUGGAGACGUCUUCCGAAUCUGGGGCGAGCCACAAUAAUGGCGAAGCGGCUGCCACGUCGGAGCCCUUUUGGAUGGAUGCCGAUGUAGAGAUGCUCAACAACGAGUGAUCCAACACCUCGCCCACAUCCCACAUAACUAGUUAAGCAUUUAUUUCUGAAUGUUAAUCAUAAUUUUAAGGCUUAAGAAAUUGUUUAAUUGUAAGUCCACCCAGGAAA
Drosophila obscura is the source of this 2135-nucleotide messenger RNA. RefSeq names its product anaphase-promoting complex subunit 7 (gene APC7). The record is from RefSeq and is a predicted model, not a curated record. Gene Ontology annotation, molecular function: protein binding. NCBI's taxonomy places the organism in Eukaryota, Metazoa, Arthropoda, Insecta, Diptera, Drosophilidae. Bases 213 to 2027 code for a protein of 604 amino acids. The transcript is spliced from 5 exons. Gene Ontology annotation, biological process: cell division.